AUGAAGCUUUGCAUGAGACUGCCACUCCUGGCUUCGGCCGCCUUGAUGGUGAUGCCGACGCUGGCAUUCCCCAACCUCGGUGCCAUGAUGGCUCCCGGCCCCAACGGCGCGCCUUCGCACUUCGAGAAGCGUCUGCUCUCCGCGGACCCAUUUCAGCUGGGCGACCUGAUCAGCGACCUCAAGAGCAAGGUCUCGGAGCUGACCAAGGAGGCCAAAGUGAACGAUGCAGGCGAGCUGCUCAACACCAAGAUCACCGACAUCACUGCGGAGAAGAUCUACGCGACGUUUGGAGUUCGACGCGAUGGUGGGCUUCUUCCACCUGCCGAGGAUGCUGCACACCCCUGGCAACCACCGCCUCAGGGAGCCAAGCGAGGCCCGUGUCCGGGUCUCAACACCAUCGCCAACCACGGCUACAUUCCACGAAGCGGAGUGGUGAACCCCAUCGAGCUGCUGGUUGGCACGUUCAACGGGCUGAAUCUGAGUCCGGAUCUGGCGGCCAUCCUUGCGGGGAUCGCAUUUGUGGGGAUGGGCGACUUGCUGCAGAUGAAGCUCUCCAUCGGAGAUCGAUACGGUCUCGGAAGUGGACUUAGCCACCACGGCAUUAUGGAAGGCGAUGGAUCGGUGACCCGCAAAGACCACUACUUUGGAAAUAGCUGGGAUGCAGACCCGCAGUUGGUGGCGCAGUUUAUCAACGAGACCAACACCUACGGCAACGGUAAUGUCGACGUUAUCUCCCUCGCCCACUCUCGCUAUCGUGCUUGGGACGACAGUCGCCACAACAACCCGGAUUUCGACUUCAACCCAUGGCGUAUGCUGGUUGCGUACGGCGAGAGUGGGUUUGUGCACGAGGCACUUCGAGGUUCGUCGGCCAAGUUUGACGAGUGCAUGAUCAAGAGCUGGUUCCUCAAUGAACGAUUCCCCGAGGGCUGGAGCAAGCGACUCGUUCCCGUAUCGACGCCCGAGAUUCUUGCGUGGGCAGGCAUCAUCGAGCUUGCCAAACCGACCAUCCCGGGCUGGAGCGUAGGCAAGAAGGGCGCCUUUGUGCCUCUGCCAACCACCGACGCUGCGUACAAGGAGCUCGCCUCGCUCAUCGACCCCAAGACCUCCGGAGCUACACUGGGAGAGCUUGUGUGUGCGGCCGGUAAUGCCGUGCUGGGCUUCUUCCCAACGCCCAUCACCAAUCUGCUCGGCAACUUUGGCAUCAACGGCGUCGGCUCCACCCUCAAGUGCUAG
Messenger RNA from Moesziomyces antarcticus, 1233 nucleotides. RefSeq names its product heme-thiolate peroxidase. Bases 1 to 1233 code for a protein of 410 amino acids. The record is from RefSeq and is a predicted model, not a curated record. The transcript has a single exon. Lineage: Eukaryota; Fungi; Basidiomycota; Ustilaginomycetes; Ustilaginales; Ustilaginaceae. Gene Ontology annotation, molecular function: peroxidase activity.